UUUAAACACAAAACUAAGAAUUAUAAAAUUCAUAAUUUUAGAAGCUCAACUUAAAAAAGUUUUUGAAUUCGUGGGUAGUAGGGUUGAACACGUCUAGACAAGUGUGACAAAGUUGCGGAAGAUACAAAAUGUCAAGUUCCCCUACUGUGCCCUCUUCGGAUGGGAAAUGUAAAGAACGACGUCAUAGGUGAUUCUUAUCAAACGUUUUUAUUUCAAUAAGUUACAUAAGUGUAAAAGUGACUACUAAUCUUUUCUUGUAGUGAACGGAACGGUGAAUGUUACGAACCUGUGAAAUGGAACGAGUAUUUUAACAUACGGGAUGAUAUUGAACUGGAAGGUGGAACAUUCCGAAUUUAUCGUCGAGGUGUUGAAGGUCCUCUCCUUUUCUUUCUACAUGGUGGUGGUUUUUCAGCGUUAACAUGGGCAGUCUUGAGUACCCUUAUCACUGAUCAAGUUAAGUGCCAGUGUUUAGCAGUAGAUAUGAGGGGCCAUGGUGACACAAAAUGCCUCAACGAUGAUGACCUUUCCAUCGAAACUCUCUCGAAGGAUAUAAUAAAAAUAAUAUUCGCAAUGUAUCCAAUGGAGGCUCCGCCAAUUAUUCUUGUGGGUCAUAGUAUGGGUGGAGCCGUAGCUGUGCAUGUGGCAUGCAAGCGAACUAUCCCUUCUUUGGCUGGUCUAGUUGUUAUCGAUGUAGUCGAAGGCUCUGCUUUAAGCUCGUUACGUGGCAUGACAGCUUUCUUACAUAGUCGUCCUCAAAGUUUUCUUUCUUUACCACAAGCAAUUGAGUGGAGCGUUCGCAGUUCGCAAAUACGUAAUAUAAAUUCAGCUCGUGUAUCUUUCCCCGGUCAGUUGAAGCGUAUUACAAGCGGUCAAACUGCAACAAGUGAAUUAGAUGCAGGAAUUGCUGUCCUCUCGAAAAGUGUUCCGUCUAUUCCUCCCGUAGCAUCAACAGUCGAUAGUCGAGUGUCUUCUGCAAGUCGAUUAUCAAGUCAGCCAUUGGUUGAAGAUUCAGAAGUAGAAAACUCUUGCAAUUCUCAAGAUAAUUUAGAAGUUGAUCACAAUUCAACAAAUCUUCCUAGCUGUCAUAAUGAUAUUGAAAGUUUACAACGCAAUACAAACGAUAAACCAUUAGAUUCAGCUAAAUUUUCUGGUCAAUACGUUGAAGAAUCUAUUCAUUCAAUAAGUGGUAGUACACUUCCUUCUCCUACUGAUACUAUUUCAAAACAUUCUACUUCAGUAUCAUGUAAAUCGAAUCGUCGUCCACAGUAUACUUGGCGAAUAGAUCUGAUUAAAACACAGCCAUAUUGGCAAGAGUGGUUUUCUGGUUUGUCUAAAUUGUUCCUUUCAAUCCCUGAACCAAAAUUACUUCUAUUAGCUGAUGCUGAUCGAUUGGAUAAAGAUUUAACCAUUGGACAAAUGCAAGGUAAAUUUCAGGUUCAACUUUUUCCUCGAUCUGGUCAUGCUGUUCAUGAGGAUGCUCCAGAUAAAGUUGCAGAAUCCUUGGCUAGAUUUCUAGUACGCAAUCGAUUCACAGAAGCUCGUUCAGAUUUGUGAACGAUGAAUAUAGUAUCCCGUAUCAAGAUUACUGCUGAAUUCCAAUAUCCAAGUUCUUCUCAAUACAGCGUUGGUUGCACUCUCUUCCUCACUGGACAAUCCUCCUUUAAUUAGAUUUAGUUUGUGUAUGUGUAUACAUAAAGCUUUAAUCAUUCAUUACAUUAUAUUUGUAUAAUUUCUUUUAUGGUUUAUCCUCUGUUGUUACAUGGUCACCAUUAUCCAACAAUAAUAGACUAAUGCUACAUUCAAUUUGUUUAUUUUUGAAAACUAAUUACUCUUCAAGAACAUGGACGAUUCAGUUCAAUGUCAAAAUUAAAUAAUAAUUCAAGAAGACCACAGUAAGAGAUAGACAGUUGAUCCUUGUUUCUUUUUCUCUUAUUCUCCUUAUUUUAGUAUCUGUGUAUGUAUGUAUGUCCCAAUGGAUGCUCCAUAUAUUUCAACUUUAAUAAUGUGUUUACUGUCUUCAUUAGAUCUCCCCCAUUGUCAGUCUUUUUUUCAAAUUUUAGACGUAACUGCUUGUUAUUUUUGCUUGUUGAAUUCUUUUAGAUUUAAAAUAAAUAAAAAAACAUCACUAACUUAUUCAUGUAUAGAUGUGUAUUUUUCGGAUAAAAAAAACAAAACACUCAACUUUGUCUUCUGAAUUUUUUGUCCCUAUUGUUUAGUUUUAUUUUCCCUGUUGAUUGAUCGCCUUGAUUGAAGUAUUCUCAUCAGUAUCGUUGUGCAUAUUCACAAAAUGCUCUAGAUCCUUCUAUUAGUCUAAGCCAAUGAAUGAUAGUUAGUAUUAAAACCCAAAUUGUUCUUCUUCUUAUCAUUUUUAUUCCCUGUACAAAAAAUUUUCUCAGUUCUCAAAUAAAAUUCAAAAAAAAAAAUUAGAGAUUUUCAGAAAAUUAUUAUUUCCCUCUAUCCAAAGUGUUUGAAUUGAAUUGAAAAUAUUGUUUUGUUUUUUUCUUCUUGUUAGUAGUUCAUUGUUGUUGUAAUUUAGUUCUCUUUCUAAACACAGUUUACUUGUUUGUUACUGGGUUCUCUUUUUUUUUUGCUGUUACAAUCAACAAGUUUCACAUUCUGUUUUGUUUUUUGUUUUUUCUCGUCCUGUUUUUCUUCCUUGUAUAUUUUAUGUUCUUACAUGCAUGUUAAUAAAAAAAUCAAAUCUAGUUUAUUUUGCCUUUUUUUGUUUCAGUUUUAUUUUUGUGGAGUUUUUUUAUUCGGUUCUCUCUUCUACUCUACUCUACUCUUUUCAAGUCAUGUUCUUUUUUUUUUCUUUGGAAAACAAGAGAGAGCUAAAACAAAAUGUACUAUUCAUGUAACAAUAACUAUUGAUGCUUAUCAGUUUUCAUAAUGAUUACACUGUGCUUGUGUUUUCUUUUUCCUUGUUGAUGAUGAUUAUAACAAAUACAAAAUAUGCUCGUUGAUUCAUUUCUAAUAAUCAAUAUUGUUAUCUCAUGUGUGUGUGGUUGUUAUUACUGUGGCUUUAUUC
Molecule: messenger RNA, 3028 nt
Organism: Schistosoma turkestanicum
Lineage: Eukaryota; Metazoa; Platyhelminthes; Trematoda; Strigeidida; Schistosomatidae
Source: the annotation of a GenBank genome assembly